Molecule: messenger RNA, 1855 nt
Organism: Fragaria vesca subsp. vesca
Lineage: Eukaryota; Viridiplantae; Streptophyta; Magnoliopsida; Rosales; Rosaceae
Exons: 2
Coding region: 107-1525 (472 amino acids)
Source: RefSeq, a predicted model, not a curated record
AAAAAACCUCCGCCGCUAUUACCCUACUCCUUCUCCAUUUUUCAUUUCUAUUUUCCAAAAAAAAUUACCAAAAUUUAUCUGUGUUUGACUAGUGUCUGAGGAAGUUAUGGAGGUGCUGACCGGCGACCGGAAUAUGCCGGACCCAGCAGCAGCAGAAGGUGAGGAGUUCCCGGCGCACAUAACCCCAUUAUUCACUGAGCCACACCAACAACUUGUCUUUGACAAUCCAACGGCGGCUGCUAUGUCGCCACAGAAGCUCCGUAUCAGGUGCAACGGCAGGUCUGCUCUACCAGAUGAUGCUGAUCUCGCCUUACUCGACAAAGGCUUGUCACCACGUAAUGAUGUUGAUGAGGCACACGGUGUACAAUUCGUGAAUUGGAAGCGGAAGAGAAAGAGAACAUCGUCUUGUGCUAGUUCUACAAGAAAGAGCAGAAGGCUUGAAAAGCUCGAGCAUUUUCUGGAAAGUCUGGUAAACAAAAUGCUGGAGAAGCAGGAACAGAUGCAUAUGAAGUUGAUAGAAAUGGUACAAGACAAGGAGAAAGAGAGAAUAGCCAAAGAAGAAGCCUGGAAACAGCAGGAGUUGGAGAGGAUCAUAAGGGAUGAGGAGGUAAGGGCGCAAGAGACAUCACGCAGCCUUGCCAUCGUUAACUUUAUACAAAAUCUUUUGGGCAGUGAUGUUCAACUCCCCCAACCAGCUCCAAUUGUAGCACAACCAGUAGCAGCUGUACCUUCUAGUUCCCAUCAUGACCAUCAAUGUGUGGAAGAAAAUGAUAAGCUUCACAAAGACUGUCAUGUUCAAGUUCCCCAACCAGCUCCACUUGUAGCACAAUCAGUAGCAACAGUACCUCCUACUUCUAAUGAUGACCAUCAAUGUGCGGAACAAAAUGAUAAUCUUCACAAAGACACGGCCACUGUCAAGUGUAGUGCAACAGCAACUGAUAAAAGAUGGAUCCAAGCUGAAGCGCAGGCACUUAUAGGGCUGUGGGCUAGUGUGGAGCAUAAGUUCCGCACCCCAUCAAAUUCUGGCCCUGGAGCUCUAUGGGAGGAGAUAGCUCUUGGGAUGAACAGUAUGGGCUUUGAUCGCACAGGGAAGAAGUGUAAAGAGAAAUGGGAAAACAUGAACAAGUACUUCAAAAAGGCAAUCACAAAUGACAGAAAGCGUUCUGCGAAUGACAAGACUUGUCAAUAUUUUAAUGAAUUGGAGUUGCUCUACAAAAGUGGACUUCUGAAUCUGGGGAAUGUCGGCUUUAGUCCCCCAAGCAAUCUGGAGAAUGGCGGGUUUAGUCCCACAAGCAAUCUGGGGAAUGGCAGUUGUAGUCCCACAAGCAAUAUGGGGAAUGGCAGCCUUAGUCCCACAAGCAAUAUGGGGAAUGGCGGCUUUAGUCCUACAAACAACCAGAAGAGUGGAAACGAGUCCCAACAGUGCGUGCCCAGUGACACUAGUCUUCUAACUCGUGCCACAAUACCGUUUCAGAUCGAUGAAGCUUCAGAGAGAACAAGAGUAGUGGUUUCUCCUGCUCUUUAAUGGUUUAUCAAUGGAUAGUGGUCAGUGUACCUGAUGUCCACUUCAUGUCCUAUAUGAUUUUCAAUGAUUCUGAUUUUCAUCUAGUUGUGUUAGAACUUAGAACUAGGUUUAAUCGUAAUUUCCUUGAACUUCAUUGCAUCCACCGCUUUUAGUUUUGUGGUGAAGGAAAUCUUCCAGGGUGUGCAAAGUUUCUCAAAUGAGUUAGGAAUGGUGGCUGGUGAGGUGUUGUUGGCAAUCGAGUCGUUGUUCUGUUUGUGAAUGCUAGAAUGUGUUAGAGGCAAUGAAAUCUAUUGAAUGAUCGUUUUUAGUCUUUAUGCGAACGCUUGGUUU